Messenger RNA from Python bivittatus (Burmese python), 3523 nucleotides. The record is from RefSeq and is a predicted model, not a curated record. NCBI's taxonomy places the organism in Eukaryota, Metazoa, Chordata, Lepidosauria, Squamata, Pythonidae.
UUCUGAGCCGUGCCGAACCUUCUCCUCGUGUGCAGCUGACAUGCGGAGCAUGCAGCGAUUCCACCAAGAUGACCGUGGUUGGGAUGACAUUGGCUACAGAUGGCAGCUCAGCCUGGAACAGAGGGCCCAUCUUUACUGAGGGCCUACCUAUGGCAGACUGUGCCGCCAAAUGGGGAGAAGGUGCCAGAACUGGGACCUAUUCAUGACAGACCGGAAAGCAGCAGGCACAGGGGCAAGAUGCAGAAGUGGAAGCGAGCACAAAGCCAGCCUGACAGUGAAGCAUCUGAGUCUGGCCAUGACCAUCUCCCACCGUUGGCCUCCCAAGACAGCAGAGCGGCCACUAAGAGAUCUGUCUUCCAGAGGGCUUUCUCUCUGCCAGCCAAGAAUGGCAAGGGCCAAGAGAGAAGCAGUAAGCUUAGCGUGAGGAAGUAUCUGCGCUCCGUGUCUCAUUGGAAGAGCCAAGAGGGUCCCUCCCAAACGGUGAGGGAGACCAAGGAUACAAGCAAAGGUGAUGAUUCUGUUGUCCAGCUGACUCCAAGCAAGGUUCCUGGUGCUCCUCCCUGGGAUGUGGCUAAUGUGUCUCUGCAGGAUGGACGGCUGGUGUUUUGGGGCAGAGAUGAGGAGAGUCUGCUUGAGAACCGGAAACGAACCAGCAGUUCUGUUUCAGAGAGUAACUCAAUAUUCCGACCGGGUAAGGAGAAUAGACAGUUUUCCAUGGAAGGACAGGCUCCUGAGAAAAAGGCUUUCCAGGAUGCUUCCUCUGGCACCCAGCUUGGCAAUGUGAAGGGGCUGCUUUGGAGACGUUUCAGAGAUCGGAAGGGACGGGGCCACUCUAAGACUGACUCCUUGGGUGAAUCUGUUGUGGAUGGCAAUAGGGAGGCCUUGCCUGGCCCAGCUCUUACCCUGGACUUGAGCAAUGAGAAAGAUGUCUUGAUCCGACCACUUCAUAGCAGCCUUGUGGGAGAGCAGUACUGCUUUGAGAUCUUGAGUGCUGGGAGGCGCUACUGCUUUACCUGCCCAUCUGCUGCUGAGAGAACCCACUGGAUGGAGAACCUGCGCCAAGCUGUCCAGCCCAGUAUGGACAACUGCCAACGGAUGGAGCGCAGGCUAAGUCUUUGGGUAUAUGAAGCCCGAGACUUGUCUCCCAGGAAGCACUACCGCUGUGAACUCCAAUUGGAUGGGGCCCUAUAUGCCCGCACAACAGCCAAGCAAGCCAGCCCCAUAGGAACUCUCUUCUGGGGCGAGCACUUUGACCUCAAGACUCUUCCACCAGCUGUGGAACUCCAGAUCUGCCUGGUACAGGAAGAAGAAGGGCUGUGGCCAAGGGACAGCUCUGUUGCCAGUAUGUCUGUUCCCCUAAAGGAUCUGGCUGCUGUGCGCCAACCUUUGGAGAGAUGGUACCCACUGGGCAAAGAGAAGCCAAACAUGCCUACCCUCCGGCUACGAGGACGAUACUGCAAUAUCAAAGUGUUGCCCAUCGUGCAGUACAAAGAAUUUGCUGAAUAUCUUACUUUCCGUUAUCGGGAACUAUGUGUUUCAUUGGAGCCCAACCUCAGUGCCAGGGACAAGGAAGAGCUGAUGGGUGUUCUCGUGCGGGUCUUGCAAAGCACAGGCAAAGCCAAGGACUUUCUCAUUGACUUGGGUAUAGCCGAGCUGGACCGUUUUGAUGACCGGGAAGCUUUGAUUUUUCGUGAAAACACACUUGCCACCAAGGCCAUUGAUGAAUACAUGAAGCUGGUGGGAAGCUCAUACCUGCUGGCCACAUUAAGUGACAUUGUAACCCAGCCAAACUUUUUGGAGGAUUGUUGUGAAGUGGACCCAAGCAAAUGCCCUUCCCGUGACCUGGCUGACAAUCGCAACAAUCUGCAGCAACUCUGCGAAGAGGUCUUCCGAAGGAUUGCUAUGUCCAGCAACUCCUUUCCAGCCGAGCUGAGUGAAAUCUUCACAGCCUGGCAAGAAGAGUGCCAGUUGCGGGGAAAGGUGGACAUUGGCCAGCGACUCGUCUCUGCUUCUCUAUUCUUACGCUUCCUUUGCCCGGCCAUUAUGUCCCCCAGCCUUUUCGGCCUCACGCAGAAAUACCCCGAUGACACCACCUCCCGCACCCUCACCCUGGUGGCCAAGGUUAUUCAGAAUCUAGCCAAUUUCACCACGUUUGGGGAAAAGGAGGCCUAUAUGAGUUUCAUGAAUGAGUUUCUUGAGCACAACUGGGAUACCAUGACAUCAUUUCUCAGCAGUGUUUCAAGCCCUGGUAGUACCAUACCGUUGAGUGCCUAUGAUGACUCUAUUGACCUGGCCCUGGAAUUGUCCAUCCUUCACUCUCUGCUCUGUAACAUCUUCUCUGCUCUGGAACAGCGGACACAGGAGAGACUGCAGCCUCUGCCAGCAAUCCUCCAGGCCAUCCAAGAGGGAACCCCUGUGCCUGUCUCCAUCCUUCCUGGGCCUCACAUGGAAGAGAGACACACUGAAAAACAGAAACUAGGGUUUGUGCCACCACGGGAUCUGAGCAAAUACAGCCCUCUGAUCAAGAGCCAGUCCAUGACCAGCAUCCAGAAGAACAGAGGCAAGGAAGAGCUACUGACUCCUUUACAUCAAACCAAAAACAGGAGCAAAGUACAGCGUACCCAGAGCGUCCCAACCCAGAGCAAGGCAUCUCGACGUCUUCGCAAGCAGAACAGCACAGAGCGUGUGGCUGACAAACAGGACAGCAGCCCUCAGCCUUAUGACUCCUCUCUGUACAAUGGUGACAGCAACAAGGCGACCCAGCGGGGCUCAAAGCUCCACCCCUGUGUAUCGCUGCCCCAGAAACCGUCGGUGCCUUGGUUACGACAUUCUGAGGAUGCAUCAGCAAUGCAAAACUGCCUGUACACCAUGCAACCCCUGGAACAGUAUGCGAGGCGGAUGGAGGUGCUCCAAAUGAAGCUGAGUUCAGCCAGGGAGCAGCAGCAGUUCCUGGAGGAGCAGGUGAAGUCACUGUCUGCUCAGAAUCAAGUGCUGCUGCAGGAGCAGGCCAGAUUUCAAGAACGAGAAGAGGUGCUUGGCAAGAGGCUGGAAGAGACAGAAAACUGCCUGGUCCAGCUCAGCAGCAGGGUGUCCAGCGUAGAGGCCAGCUGGAAGAAGGAUCAUGAGAAGCUGCGAGUGAGUGAGGAGAAGGCCAAACAUCUGGAGCAGCAGCUCUCCAGAAUGGAAAGGGACCACGACCAGCUUUUCCGCGCUGUUAGCCAGAUGCUGGGGUAUCGAGCAUAGGCCGUCACAGCACUGCAGCAACUUUCAGGGCCCGUGUGGGUAAAUAGGACUGACAAUGGGAGAGUCGCAUGCCUCGGCAUCCCUGAGUCCAAAGCAGGCUCUUCCUUUGCAGAUCCUGUAUAAAACCCUGCCCCAUGGAUGCUUUGCAGAGAACUCAGAUAAUGGAAAAAUGUGUCUUCUAUUGACAAGCAUUGCUCGAACGGGUCCUGUGCCACAACCUCCUGUGCUUUACAUCCUCUGCUUCAGUGUUUCUCAACCUUGGCAACUUGAAGAUGUGUGG